This is a messenger RNA of Symbiodinium necroappetens, 1551 nucleotides long. NCBI's taxonomy places the organism in Eukaryota, Dinophyceae, Suessiales, Symbiodiniaceae. The record is from the annotation of a GenBank genome assembly.
AUGGCUUCCCUUGCUCUCCGGGUGAAGAACCGUGUAGUCGCCGAUCCUAGCAUCGGCCUCUCCGACAUCCAAGAUGUCAUCAAGACGUGUUUGGACGUCGCUGGCGACUACGACCUCCUAAAGUACCUUGGAACACCACCCAACUUGUCGUGGAAGACAGCAGCAUGCCCGGAUUGGCUGACAAGGUUGCAGCAGCUGUUUACCGGCCUGCUGAAGUUGGCUCCGAACUGCUGCCUCGCCGGCAAGAAGGUCCGUGGAGCGAUUGAGAAGAUGUGCGAGCCCCCUUCGAAGGUGAACUUCUCCAAGAAGUCCACGGCGGACUUCGUCGACAUGUGCGACGAGACCAUCCGCAUAGGCAUGGCCCAGCUUCGCAAUCUUCAGGGCAGCGAACUUCUUCGUCAGCGGUGCUUCAAGAAAGCAGACGGCGACCAGAUCGCUGUGUUGCAGCGAAUGUUGGCGAUGAUCGAGGUUGAGGACAGCCAGGAAGUCGCUGCCCCCGCCAACGAGACUCCGGCUACUUCCCAAGCUUUGGUGUCAGUGCCUCCCGUACCGCCGUCCUGGAAGCAAGAGGGCACCUCGGGCAUGAUCCCCAGCACCUUUCAGAUGCCAGAGCCCUCGGCCCCUGCUGAGGCACCGAUCAACUUGAUCAUCGACUUUGACUCCGCCGCCGCCGUCUUUGAGAGAAUCGCGAACAAGAAGCGGCCUGAGAGCACUCCGCCGUCGAUGGAGCUGCCGCCGCGACGGCCUGCGACUGCGAAGGCGAUUGCAGGUACGUCUCCAGAUGACUGCUUGCUUCAAACCGGCUUAAAGAAGGUUCUCCCGGACUUGUCAGUCAAGGAUGCUGCCAUCCUCGCGGAUUUGGACGAGCAGAAGCCGAUCAACGACGGCCACAAGAGCCAGCUUGCGAGGAUGAAGGCCUCGUACUUCGACGACCCUUGCUCCUCCAAGGGGCGAGGGCGAGGAGGCCGGGGCCGAGGAGGCCGUGGUCGAGGUCGUGGCAGCAAGGGCCAGAAGAUCGGUAAGAAGAGCAAGGUUGAGGACUCCACGAAGGAGCCGGCUGAGACGGCAGAUGGCCCAAAGUCGGAAGUGGCGAAGAACCAGAAGCCCAAGCAGCCGCUCGAGGAGGUGGCUCAGCCGAAGGCAAAGAAGGCGAAGAAGACGAAGAAGAUUGCAGUCGAGAAAGAGUCGCUCGACCAGGUGGCUGAGCCGGAGGCGAAGAAGCAGAAGCUGCAGCAGCUCGACACUGAGGUGGCUCAGAGCGAGGCUGAGCAGGACGUGGAGCCCGUUCUUCGGCGAAAGCGGGAGAAAGGCAGGGCCAGCUUUGCAGAGGCCCCUGCCGGCGAUGAGAUUGAGAAGGCGGAGGCGACGACCGAGAAGCCCAAGGCCUACAAGAGCUCGGAGAGGAAGCGAAUUCUGAGUAGAGCCUAUCAUAAGGCCAGGAAUGAUGCUGAGAAGCGGGGCCUCGACCCGGAGGCCGCUAAAGAAGAGGCGAAGAUUGCCUCUGCUAAGGCUUGUGCUGAGUACGAUGCUGAGCACGAGGGGGCCGAGUGA